Molecule: messenger RNA, 819 nt
Organism: Ilex paraguariensis (yerba mate)
Lineage: Eukaryota; Viridiplantae; Streptophyta; Magnoliopsida; Aquifoliales; Aquifoliaceae
Source: the annotation of a GenBank genome assembly
ACAUGCCCAAGAAGCUUGCGAAGCUCUCCAAACUCCAAGUCCUUAAGGGGUUUGUAGUUGGAGAUACGAAGGACAAGUACUCAUGUACUCUAGACGAUUUGGCAAAACUACCAGAUCUCACAAAAUUGAGCAUUUACACAGGUAUGAAGAGCUUCCCCACAAAUGAACAUGUGAGUGCUCUCGCAAAAUUAAAGAGACUUCUCAAGCUAACAAUUGCAUGGGGAGGAGGUGCUUUGCAAGAUAAAGCAGACCACAAGCUUCCCAUGGCGAAAUCAGAUGAUGGAGAAGAAAAGAAGAAAGAAAAUGGAUUAAUAGACACUGCCAAGAAACGAAAAGUAGAAAGAUCUCUGUCCAUCCUACCUACCAUGAAGCUUCCAACGCCUCCACCACCUCCACCACCUCCGACACUUCCUUCAAGGCUGGAGAAACUAGACCUCAAGUGUAUUCCUGAAAGAAAAACAGAAGGUUGGCUUAAGCCUGCCAAUCUGAAGGGCCUGAAGAAACUGUACAUCAGAGGAGGAAAAUUCUUUGAUCUUGGUCAGUUUCAGGAACUUGAUGAUGAGGUGGUGAAGGAGAAGGACAGCUGGAAAGUAGAGCAAUUGCGUCUCAAGUACUUGACUGAAUUGGAGAUGGACUGGACAAAAUUGCAGGAAUUAUUCCCCAAGUUGAUUUACCUGGAGAAAGUAGAAUGCCCUAAACUCAGUUUCUUUCCAUGUGAUGAGAGUGGAGUGUGGAGUGUGGAUGAACAAGACACCGCCAAAGUAGAGGUAAACGCAGAGUAAGAGAUAGCGUUGCGAAUUUGUAAAAAAAAAAAAUUUC